Molecule: messenger RNA, 931 nt
Organism: Bursaphelenchus xylophilus (pine wood nematode)
Lineage: Eukaryota; Metazoa; Nematoda; Chromadorea; Rhabditida; Aphelenchoididae
Source: the annotation of a GenBank genome assembly
AUGGCAGCCAACGAAUCCAAUCAGAGCAGUGUUCAGAAGUGCCGCGAAAUCCUCGAUACCCUCGAGCAAAAUUAUAGUGGACUUCUUUCUCAGUAAGUCCAUGGAUAAUAUGAGAAGACUGAUUUUUCUUUUGUUAGGCAUGGUUAUUCUUGCAAAUUUAGGUGGAAUGAAUGCAUAAUAGAAAUUCUGACUUUUUACAAGCUGAACUGUCUUGUUAUAGGUUGAUUCAACGAUCAGGAGCUCAAUCGACCAAUCAGGCCAAGGUCACUCAGAUCUACACCUCUCUUAUUAAUCUCAGAAACGCUGUUGAGAACCUCCCAGACAUCGAUCAAGACCUGGAAAGUCAGAUAGAAGAGAUUGGAGCAUUGAGACAACGGUUGCAUAAGAAGAAUGAGUUCAUCAAACGAAUCCAAUCCGGCGAGUUCAACAAAUACGAUGGAGAAGGUAAUUCGUUUAUUUCUCGUUUGUUUUUUGAUUUUUAGUGCUCAAAUUUUAGAAUAACGUUGCUUAUUUCUUCAGAUACGCAAUGACGAUGGCAAGAAUAGUGUGCGGAUCAAGUGCCGGACCUGUGAAUGUGUUGUUUUGGAUAAGAAUGUGGGCACGUUUAUUGGUGAAUAUACGGUCGACGUUCCACUGGAAUCUCAGAAAAAGGCAAAUCCAAAGACGGAGAAGGAACCUCUGAGUCAAUGGUGGUCUGUUCAGGUUCGUUUGUCUUGGUUCUUGAGAUCCACCAUGUUUUUUAUUUAUACUAGACAUCAAGUGUGAUUUCAGGACGUUUUUCACUUUGAGAAUGUUGGAGUGACCCGGUCUCAUGAAGGAAUUCAAUAUUUGUGUUGUUCGGAGUGCGAAGUAGGUCCAAUUGGGUUAAAAGACGGCGAACGGUACCUAGUUUCGCUCGAUCGGAUCACGCAUCAAGUCGAAGAAUAAAUGA